UCUCAUGGAUCCCACUGCUUCCACCCGCACUCUGUGGAACCUGUCCCACGCCAGCCAAUGGCAGCCCAACAUCACCCAGUCCAAUGGCUCAGGAGUGAUCCUACCCAGUGAUGGUGCUCUGCUCCAGAUGCUGGCCCUCUGUUCUAUGGUCCUGAUGGACAUACUGGCUGUGGUGGGCAACUUGGCUAUUAUGACAGUCAUCGCCAGGGCACCGCGCCUGCACAAAUUUGUCUUCGUCUUCCACCUGUGCCUGGUGGAUCUCCUGGCUGCUCUAGUGCUGAUGCCUCUAGGGAUGCUCACAGAGAAGGCUUUCUUUAAUGAAGCCGUCUGCCAGGCAUACCUCUGUCUGAGUGUUGGGCUAAUUAGCGCUGCUAUCCUCACCAUCUCAGCCAUCAACGUGGAACGUUACUACUAUGUCGUCCAUCCAAUGCGCUACGAGGUUAAAAUGACCAUGGGGCUGGUGGUUUCAGUUCUUGUCGGCAUAUGGAUCAAAGCUAUGCUCAUGUCUGCACUUCCCUUGCUGGGAUGGACGCUGCAGAGGGACGAAGCCCGAAUGAACCUUGUUUUGGAACCAAGAUGCUGCUCUUUGCAUUUGAUGAACCGGGGUUCCCACCGCUUAGUGUUUAUGAUCUUCUUCACGCUCAUAUACUUCCUGUGUCCAGUCCUUAUCAUUUUGGUGGUGUACUGUAACAUGUUCAAGGUGGCCAGGGUGGCAGCGAUGCAGCAAGGUCCCGUACCUACAUGGGUUGAAACUCCACGGCCACGCUCCGAAUCCCUAAGCAGCCGUUCCAGCACAGCGGCCAGCCUCGGAGGGACCCGCAACACGCCACAGAGGACUUUUGGUGGAGGCAAGGCUGCAGUCGUGCUAGUGGCCGUCGGGGGUCAAUUCUUAGGCUGUUGGCUCCCCUACUUCUCUUUCCACCUCUACUCUGCCAUCAUAUCCUCCUCACCCGCAUCCCUGGCUCAGCUGGAAGAUGUGGUCACCUGGAUUGGCUAUUUCUGCUUCACCUCCAAUCCCAUUUUUUAUGGCUGUUUGAACCGGCAGAUCAGGGAGGAACUGGCGAGGAACAUGGCCCUGGUUUUCAAGUGGGGGCGGCCACACGAAGAGGAACAGCUGCCCAGUAGGGAGGCUUCUAUCGAAGAGAACUUCCUGCAGUUCCUCCAGGGCACUGGCUGCAACCUUGGGCCCAGGAACUCGCACAGCACCUCAGUCCCCCACCAGGAAGAUGACGACGCUCUCAUGACUCAUCGCAGGCCUUCCGGUGACUUCCACAUCCCCGGACAGAUCAUGGAAGAGACUUCGGAGUUCAUUGAGCAGCAACAGCUGAAUGAUCUCAAAAUAUCAGACAACUGUAUCAAAACGAGACCUGAGCUGCAGGGUUAAUAUUUAAAGAUGUGUAAUAUAUAUUUUAUUUAUCUUUUUAUUGUUACCAUGUUUGUUGUUAAUUCUUUUUGAUACUCUGCCCAACAAUUUGUAAGUCAAAGAGGCUAUUAUUCGGUUUGUAGAAUUUUGUGGAAAGCAUUUUCUCUGGAAGAACUGAGUUGAUAAACAACAGUUGUUCCAAGUGAGGCUGACAGCAAAUGAUCUCAUCUUUGCACCUAGUUACUAAUCCUUUAUUUAUUGGCCCACCAAUUAUGAGAGUGUGAGGGGUUGCCUGUUACAUGAUUCAGCCGUUGGUAGCUUAAUUAAACUGUGGCAUUAGGAGUGUAGGCCGACCUAUGUGACUAUCAAAGGAGGCUUGUAACCAGAUGUAUCCUUGUCUGUUGCAUUUUAAUACAGGAGUAUGAAUGAAAGAAGCACUAAAUAUGUGCAGGAAUAAAUAUCUGGGCUUUACUGAAUGGUAAGAGGAUAGAAGAGAUUGUGUGAUGUAUAGAAAGAACCAGAAAUUGAUUCUUAGAGAAACACUGGAUGCAGGAUAAUUCAAAAUGUUCUGAUGGAUAAACAUCUAAGGAGUUUAUAUCUUGGGCCAUUUAGAGAGGGACACACUUUGUAACAGAAAAAAUAAACAUCGCUUCAGCAUAUUAAGUCACGCUUUCCACACCUUGUGACAUGGUUAGCACAGUUUACUCCCCCAGGCUUUAAGCUUCAUGAAGCACCUGAUGAUCAGAAUGGUAGAACAAUCAGAUAAAAGGGUCACGUUGGGUCAGCUGUGAGCAUGGGUCACUACAGAUGUGCUCUAAGAUCUUAUUUAGCUUUACAAACUACUGAGCUGAAAGAGUCAGUUCAUUUUGGCUCUCCACCCACGCUCACAACACAAUGCAGCUGCCGAUUUACCCCAUAGGCAAAAAAGAUUAUCUUGCCAUCUCUUUUAUACCAGUUGCAGUAUUUAGCCAGAUCUCCUACCGCAUCUGAAUGGGUGAGUUUAUAGCAUAGAAUGUGCACCAAAACAUUUUCUUUUCCAUUCAUUAUCCAGUCACUUCGCUACCCUAAUCUCUGGAAAAGUUCAUUCACAGAGUUCUCUAGUGCUCAGCAGGCACUACACUAAAAUAACAAACUGAAAAUAUGUUGAAUGCAUUUGAGGUAGCAAAGGCAGUGUAUGCUGACUUUAUUUGAUUAAAUGGAAACGUGAGGCCUAAUAAAAUUAAGCUGAGGUGGGUCGUUCAGGUCCAGAAAGUUAAAAUCCUUCCCCAAAUUUUGUUCCAACACCGUCGUUUACUAAAAGCCCGGCAGUUGGGACAAAAUCUUACGGAGGAUUUUUACUCUCUAGACCUAAAUUAACUGUCUCUAAAAUUAAGUUUGUACAACUAUUUGUUUGUUUAUGUCUGUUGAGAGGAAAGGAGGGAAUUUCCAAACAAAUUACAGCUCCUAAAGAAUAAAGAAGAGCAUUUUAACUGAACCUAACUGUAUGGUACUAUUUCCUGAGUGGUUAGCCUUUUUAAAGAGUAUUGUGCCAUGAAGAAAAAUCAAAUAAAAGAUCAAAUAAAUAUUUUACUGGGCUGCCGUCAGCUUGCUUUGGAGAAAUUCUGCUACUGGAUAAUCAAAUGCCAAUGGUCUCAUAAGGUGAGCAGUAUUGUAGCUUGGUUUGCACUAGAGAGGUAGCGGUUCUUGUGAUUGCGAAUAGACACUGCCCAACAUGAAUGUGCCGUUGUUUAGGGGUAAACCUGACUCUGCUCCCUGCAGUACAGAACUGUUGUGUUUUGCCAUAAGCAGUCUCAACUUGUUGUGGCUACAGCACGCAAUAAAAGCAAUACUUAUACAUGUU
Messenger RNA from Colossoma macropomum (tambaqui), 3203 nucleotides. It is a transcript of the gene gpr61, whose product is annotated as G protein-coupled receptor 61. The coding region runs from base 5 to 1384 and encodes 459 amino acids. The record is from RefSeq and is a predicted model, not a curated record. The transcript has a single exon. NCBI's taxonomy places the organism in Eukaryota, Metazoa, Chordata, Actinopteri, Characiformes, Serrasalmidae. Gene Ontology annotation, molecular function: G protein-coupled receptor activity. Gene Ontology annotation, biological process: G protein-coupled receptor signaling pathway. Gene Ontology annotation, cellular component: plasma membrane; endosome; signaling receptor complex.